AAUUGCUCUAGUUACUGCGCAUAAUUGAUAAGAAGACCUUAUCAUUUGUGCCUUUUCUCGCUCUGCAACAAAUCCGGAAUGAAUACAAUCAUUGUAUUUCAGUGUUCCAUGACCGAAUCUCCACAAAAACACAACUUGUGAAAACUUUCAGAGAUUGUGGAAGAUCCAAUAUUGUGCUUAGCAAACAUCUCUAUCUACCUCUUCAACUUCCACAUUAACAUAAACAAACACAAAAGCAGAGAAGAUGGGAAAUGCUACAAACCCAUUCAAGGAUCAAUCAUUAUGUCUCAUUAAGAGAAUUCUUCCAUUAACACUCUAUGCUUUGCUUCCUAUUGCUCUUCUUCCCACUGCUUUGCUUUGCUUACACUUUUACCCUCUUUCCUUUCCUCCUCCCUCUCCUCCACAAACUCAUCAUCUUCCUCAUUCAAACUCCAUCACCAUCACCUACCACUCUUCUCUUUCUUCUUCUUCUUCUUCCCCUAUUCCUCCUUCUUUUCCUUCUUCGUCGUCGUCAUUAACAACAAAUUCUUCUUCUACAGAAAAGGAAAAGGCUUAUUAUGACGAUGAAGAGAACCAAUGUGACUACUCCAAUGGAGAAUGGGUGAGUGACAACACAGGCCCUAUGUACAAUGCAACCACAUGUGGAACGGUCAAAGGGACUGAGAAAUGCACCCCAAAUGGAAGACCUGACUCAGGGUACCUAUAUUGGAGAUGGAAGCCAAGUCAAUGCAAUCUUCCAAGGUUUGACCCCAACAUUUUUCUCCAACUUGUUAGGAACAAGCACAUUGCUUUUCUUGGUGACUCUCUUGCUAGGAAUCAAUUAGAGUCACUACUAUGCAUGUUGACCACAAUUUCAACACCAAAUCUUGUGUAUAGAAAUGGUGAGGACAAUAAAUUCCGUAGGUGGCACUUCCCUUCUCAUAAUUCAAGUUUCUCAUUGUAUUGGUCCCCAUUUCUUGUUCAAGGUGUAGAGAGAUCAAAUAAUGGGCAAUAUUAUAAUACUAUGUAUUUGGAUCAUGUUAAUGAGAGGUGGGCUAGGGAUAUCGGUAAUUGGGAUAUGAUUGUAAUUUCAUUUGGCCAUUGGUUUUUGCUUCCUUCAAUUUACUAUGAGGGUGGGAAAAUUUUGGGAAGCUUGAAUGUUGCUGAAUUUAAUCACACUCAAAUUGAUUUUUAUGAUCCAUUAAGGAAGGCAUUAAGGACUACCCUUAAUAGCAUAAUUGAGAGGAAACUAGCAGGGGGUAGAAAUGGAAAUUCCAAUAAUAAUGGUGUUGAUGUAAUUGUGAAGACAUUUUCACCUGCUCAUUUUGAAGGUGAUUGGGAUAAGGCAGGUACAUGUUCAAUGACUAGGCCUUAUAAGGAAGAAGAGAAAAAGCUUGAAGGAAUGGAUGCUGAGAUUAGGAGGAUUGAGAUGGAAGAAGUGGCAAUUGCCAAGGAAAAAGCCAAUAAUGAAAGUGGAUUAUUAGGGUUUAUUAGAUUUGAGGCAUUGGAUGUAACAAAAUUAGCACUCUUAAGACCUGAUGGUCAUCCUGGUCCUUAUAUGUAUCCUUUUCCAUUUUCUAAAGGGGUUCCAGAACAUGUUCAAAAUGAUUGUGUUCAUUGGUGUUUGCCAGGGCCUAUAGAUACAUGGAAUGAAAUUUUUCUUGAAAUGAUCAAGAAGUGGAAAUAACAACCAAGGGAAUAAUGAAAUAUUAUUGAUGUAAUUAAUAUACUAUUUAAACAUAUAUAGGUGGUGGUGACUAUUGCAUUAGGGAGGUGAUUUUUUUGUUUAUACAUUUUUUUUAUGG
Arachis ipaensis is the source of this 1784-nucleotide messenger RNA. Its product is annotated as xyloglucan O-acetyltransferase 2-like. Gene Ontology annotation, molecular function: O-acetyltransferase activity. Lineage: Eukaryota; Viridiplantae; Streptophyta; Magnoliopsida; Fabales; Fabaceae. The record is from RefSeq and is a predicted model, not a curated record. Gene Ontology annotation, cellular component: Golgi apparatus.